AUUUCCAAUCAACCUCUUUCUUGGGGAGAAGAUUACACACAUAUAGUUCUGUAUUCUAUUGUUUCAAGAACAUUUGGAAUUAUAUAUAUUCUUAUUAAAAACACUAUAUUAAUUAGUAAAUAAAAAUUAAUAAAACAAUUAAUUUGUGAUUCUAUAUCACUCUGUUUCUUCUGUCUAUAAUUCAAUAAAUAGUUUAUUAUACUUUGCAUUGGUUUAAUUAGCGAAUAAAAAAAUCAAUAGUCACGCAUCGAGUAUAGAAAAUCCAGCAGCAUCUGACUUUAUUAUAAUAUGAGUAAUGCUAUCAAUCAAAAUGGCACAGGUCUAGAGCAGCAGAUUGCUGGUCUGGACUUGAAUGGAGGAAACGCCAAUAAGAGCAGCCCUUCAAAUAAGAAUUCUAUUUUAACCUCUGCAGCCCGUUACGUGCCACCGCACUUACGAGGUAGUGGCAAUAGCGAAUCUUCGUUUGAUACUUCCGAAAAUAAAGGUGAAAAGGAAUUGAAAAGUGGUAGGGAAAAAGAAUAUCAAAGUGAUUUCCGCAGAGGAAAUAAUAGGUCAAAUAAUUUUGAUAGAGGCAAUAAUUAUGACUAUGGAAAAUACCCUAAUCGAAAAGGUUUUGAAUCUUCUGCAAACGAUGAAGGUGGUGAAACCCGUUAUAACGAUUGGAAUCGUCCCGGCAACCGUUUCCAAAACAAUCGUAACGGGGAUAGAGAUCGUCGUGAUGAUUUUCGUAAUGACCGUCCUCGUGAACGUUCCAAUAGAGACGAUGAAGUACGGAACGAUAGGUGGCAAGAAUCUUCAGAGCGCCGCAACUAUACAGGACAAUCAUUUGGGGGCAAAUGGAAAGAUGAAAAAAGAGGAGAUGUUGAUUACACAUCUCUUGGACCGCGGGAUGAGCGCAUUGAACUCGAACUUUUUGGCACUGCUAACACUGGUAUUAAUUUCAAUAAAUACGAAGACAUACCCGUGGAAGCGACGGGCAAUCAAGUACCAUCACAUAUCACAACGUUUAAUGACGUCAACUUGACAGAAAUUGUCAAAAACAACAUUGCAUUGGCAAGAUAUGACACGCCAACGCCAGUUCAAAAAUAUGCAAUCCCAAUUAUUAUAACUGGUCGUGAUUUAAUGGCAUGCGCCCAGACCGGAUCCGGUAAAACUGCCGCUUUUUUGGUUCCAAUUUUGAAUCAAAUGUACGAACAUGGAGUUUCGGAUCCCCCAGCAUCCAAUCGUAUGAGCAAUAGACGCAAACAAUAUCCAUUGGGAUUAGUUUUGGCUCCAACACGAGAAUUAGCAACUCAAAUAUUUGAAGAAGCUAAAAAGUUUUCUUAUCGUUCAAGAAUGCGUCCUGCUGUUCUUUAUGGAGGCAAUAACACCGUUGAGCAAAUGCGUGAGUUGGAUCGGGGUUGUCAUCUUAUUGUUGCUACUCCGGGUCGUUUGGAGGAUAUGAUUACUCGUGGCAAGGUUUGCCUCGAUAACAUUCGAUUUUUAGUUCUUGAUGAAGCUGAUAGAAUGUUGGACAUGGGUUUCGAGCCUCAAAUUAGGCGGAUUGUUGAACGGUGUAACAUGCCAGCUACUGGCGAUCGCCAAACCCUAAUGUUUUCAGCAACAUUUCCAAAAGCAAUUCAAGAAUUGGCAAGUGAUUUCUUGCAUAAUUACAUUUUCCUUGCUGUUGGUAGAGUUGGAUCUACUUCUGAAAAUAUCACCCAAACAAUUUUAUGGGUAAAUGAACAAGAGAAACGUUCUUAUUUGCUUGAUUUGUUGAAAUCAAUAAAGGAAGGCCCUGAUUUCUCCAAGGACAGCUUGACUUUAAUUUUUGUUGAAACGAAAAAAGGAGCUGAUUCACUUGAAGAAUUCUUAUACAAAUGCAACCAUCCUGUUACAAGUAUUCACGGAGAUCGUUCACAAAAAGAAAGAGAAGAAGCUCUGCGAUGCUUCCGAUCUGGGGAUUGUCCCAUACUUGUGGCUACAGCUGUGGCAGCACGUGGUUUGGAUAUACCACAUGUAAAACAUGUUAUUAAUUUUGAUUUGCCUUCAGAUGUAGAAGAAUAUGUUCAUCGAAUUGGUCGUACUGGAAGAAUGGGUAAUUUGGGUGUUGCAACAAGUUUCUUUAAUGAAAAAAAUCGCAAUAUUUGUGGAGAGUUAAUGCAAUUGUUAAUUGAAACAAAACAAGAGAUUCCAAGCUUUUUCGAAGAAAUAAUGGCAUCAGACCGUUCUCAUAUGGGUGGCAAGAGAUCGUCAAAUCGUGGUAGCGGGAAUAAUCGCUACGGUGGGGCAUUUGGCUCACGAGAUUAUCGUCAACAAUCUGGUGGAGGUGGUUCAAAUCCAAGAGGAAGCAGCCAUCGUUCUGGCGGUGGAUCUUUCCGUAGCAAUGGAAAUUCCUCAUAUUAUGGCGGAAAUUCAGGUGGACAAUAUGGUGGAAAUAGCGGUGGCGGCGGUGGUGGCUCUUAUGGAGGGAGCUACAAUCAGUCUCACGCGAAUAACUCUUCAGGCCCUGACUGGUGGGCCAACUAAAUACAGUAAAACAUAAAAAUUUGUAUGAAUUUACUUAAAAUAUUAAAAUAUAAGUUAACAAAAUUGCAGUCUA
Messenger RNA from Episyrphus balteatus (marmalade hoverfly), 2581 nucleotides. It is a transcript of the gene bel, whose product is annotated as ATP-dependent RNA helicase bel. Gene Ontology annotation, cellular component: P granule; nucleus. Gene Ontology annotation, molecular function: RNA binding; RNA helicase activity; ATP binding. The transcript is spliced from 5 exons. The coding region runs from base 289 to 2508 and encodes 739 amino acids. Gene Ontology annotation, biological process: gamete generation; cell differentiation. NCBI's taxonomy places the organism in Eukaryota, Metazoa, Arthropoda, Insecta, Diptera, Syrphidae. The record is from RefSeq and is a predicted model, not a curated record.